Messenger RNA from Chelonoidis abingdonii (Abingdon island giant tortoise), 2162 nucleotides. It is a transcript of the gene SLC25A37, whose product is annotated as solute carrier family 25 member 37. Gene Ontology annotation, molecular function: ferrous iron transmembrane transporter activity. The record is from RefSeq and is a predicted model, not a curated record. Gene Ontology annotation, biological process: iron import into the mitochondrion. Gene Ontology annotation, cellular component: mitochondrial membrane. Lineage: Eukaryota; Metazoa; Chordata; Testudines; Testudinidae.
GCGCCUCGCUUGUUUGCGCCGAUGGAGCUGAGCUGCGGCCGGCCCGCGGCAGCGCUGCCCGGGAUGGAGGCCGAGAGCCCGGGCGAGGACUACGAGAGCCUGCCCAGCGGCGCCUCCCUUUCCACCCACAUGACGGCCGGGGCGGUGGCCGGCAUCCUGGAGCACACAGUCAUGUACCCCGUGGACUCGGUCAAGACCCGAAUGCAGAGUUUGCAGCCAGAUCCCAAAGCCCAGUACAAGAGUGUGUAUGGGGCCCUGAAGAAGAUUAUUCACACUGAAGGCUUCUGGAGGCCUUUACGAGGAAUUAAUGUCACCAUGCUGGGGGCUGGCCCUGCCCAUGCAAUGUAUUUUGCCUGCUAUGAAAAAAUGAAAAGGACUUUAAGUGACAUUAUUCACCAUGGAGGAAAUAGCCACCUGGCCAAUGGGAUAGCUGGGAGCAUGGCCACAUUGCUCCAUGAUGCAGUAAUGAAUCCAGCUGAAGUGGUGAAGCAGCGAAUGCAGAUGUACAACUCCCCCUACAAAACAGUCUUGGAGUGCAUACGGACAGUGCAUAGGACUGAAGGACUGGCUGCCUUCUACCGGAGUUAUACCACACAGCUCACCAUGAACGUCCCCUUCCAAGCCAUUCACUUCAUCACAUAUGAGUUCAUGCAGGAGCAAAUCAACCCGCGCCGGCAAUACAACCCCCGCUCGCAUGUCCUCUCUGGUGCCAUCGCGGGAGCUGUGGCUGCUGCUGCCACCACACCCCUUGACGUCUGCAAGACGUUGCUAAACACUCAGGAAAACAUGGCCUUGAGUUCGGUGAACAUCAGUGGGCACCUCUCAGGAAUGGCCAAUGCUUUCAGGACAGUUUAUCACCUGGGUGGUAUCCCCGGGUAUUUCCGAGGGGUGCAGGCUCGUGUCAUUUACCAGAUGCCUUCAACUGCCAUUGCGUGGUCAGUGUAUGAAUUCUUUAAGUACUUCCUUACGAAGCACAAGCUGGAAAAAAGAGCUCCUUAUUGAAAGACUUGACUAGAGCGAGCCUAAGGUUCAGAUGACAUUUGUAUAAACUCUGAGGGAUUCGCUCAUGUUGUGAAACAUGCAAGAUUUCUUGUGGAUUCACAAUUGAAUUUCACUGUUCUGUCAUUGGGGGUGAGGGGAAUUAAGUGGUCAUUGGAGAAAUUUGGCACCCUCUUUGCUAGAAUCUGAAGACUUUUUAAAAUAUAUUUAUAGCUUUAGAGAAGUGAAAUUACUGAUAUUUUUUUUUUCCUCUGGAUAAGCUCUAAGAUGUAGUGUUACCACUUCACCAGAAAACUUGGACUGCACCAGGGGGGAAAAAAAUGGUAUUGUGAGAUAUUUUAUAGCAAAGAAAUUAAAUAUCCUGUCACUAAACAAACUUUUAUAUAUGAUAUAAUAUAAAAUAGGUGGAUAAUGUUUAUCCUUUAUUUUUCUAUGUAGGAAUUUUGUUUUAAUAAUAUUACAGCUGGAAGUUGAGCUGUUAAAAAAAACAAACAAACUGAAUGCUUCCAUCAUGACAUGUAAGAACCAAAGCAUUUAUUUUUGUUUAGCCAGAAUGGCUUUAAUCAUAGCAUUUAACCCAAAACAGUGGCCAGGAUUUUCAUUUAUAUGUAGGUAAGCUGCCUCCAGUUUUAUGGCAUCCACUUGACACCUUAAAAGGGCCCGACUUUUAGAAAGGGUUGAGCAUAUGCUUUCUGAAAAUGGUCUGUUUAAGGGAUCUCAAGUUGGGCAGCGAAAAUCUGUGGUUGCUCUUGAAAAACCUUAGUUUAAUUGUUACUCCCAUAGCUGACUUAUGAUUGUACUUGAAAGAUGAGCAUUUUUGGCAAACUUAUUUUAAAGGUACAUUUUUGUGGUGUUCUAAUAGAGAAUAGGUUUCAUUGCUCUUAUUUAUUCAUAAUCUUAUUUUCCACUAACGCCUCGCUCCUGCUUACAUAUGAGUAACUGUGCAGGACUCAUGAUUGCUUACAUGCAGAACGUUACUCUUGUGCAUAAAAGUGUGCAGGAGCAGAGUAUCGGUUUACAGUUCUGUAAGACAACUCAUCUUGAAUUGUAAGAGUUGCAUACUGACCACAAGGAAACUGUCAAUCACAAUGCAAAAUAAGCCCUUGGAAAGUGAAACCUUGAACAGGAGAACAGCAGAAUCAAAACCUUUUUUGUAAAGCAAA